CGCAGCCCGCCCUCUUCAAGCAGUUCGGACUAUCAGAUAAACUUCAUCUCUGUUCUUAAGGAACUAAAGGUAAACAUAUGAGUUGAUUUCGAGCUGCUCCCACGGCGACCCGUCCAGCAAGAACCUCCCACGAUGUUUCACCCGUUCGCCGUCUUCCUGAACGGUCUGUGGGAAGACCCCGCCACGGCGACCCACGACCCCGUCCACGCCAGGUUCCAAAAACAGUCCGACAAAGCGGGUUUCGAAACGAAACGGGUUUCGCGGUAUUUGACCUGGCGCUACAGCUACCUUUUGUGCGGCGUCCCGUUGUUUUACUUCAUCAAAAUCAUUUUAGACUUCGCGGUCGUGAAGUCCGGGCACCAUCAUGAUUUGGCGACGAUUCUGGAAAGGGACCUACCGGGCUCAACCGGUGGGGGGCCUUCCGGCUUUGGGGCGAAGAUCGCGAAAAAUUUGGAGAAGUUCGUCACCGUGCUGGUUGUCGAUGAGUGGAUUCUGUUCGCGGUGAAUUUGGUUUCCUUUUUAGGAACGUGCUUCGCCAUUGUCCUAGGGUUUGGGCCCAGUUUUUUGUUGGCGGAAAGUCCGAAGAAGGGGGAGUAUAAGGAAAGCAAAGACGAGCAAAAAGAUGAUGAUGGUCCACCAGCGGCUUCCGCUCUCCGGUCGCGUGGGCAACAUUUGCUGGACCAAAACCCCGAGGGCAGCUCAGCGUUGAAGCUUGUAAGUGGCUUGAGUGUCGCGAGUCAUGGGAGCAUAACUAGACCGAGCGCAGCAGGAGGUGCGGCCAUCGUUGUGCAGGAGCAGGAUCAACGCGACGUCGACCAAGACUACGACACGACAAUCACUCUCACCGCCACCGGCGCGAAGCUUGCUGCGGGCGCUGCGGGGAACAGUACGACCAGUUCAUUCCUGCGCCUUUCGCCCAGCAACAAGCAAAACAGUAAGACGUUUGACUUGAAGACGAAAAAGUGGAACACUGUUGUUCCUGCCGAUUCCAAAGACGAGACUAAUGCUUCAGCUUUAGCGGACAGAAAUGCACCAGCGGGAGCAGAACAUCAUCACGAUGUCGACCCAUCAAUCGAUCACGGGCAAGCCCUCACCGGCACGUUUCUCGCGUCGUUGGGCAAGUCCGCGUCGAAGUUUAAAUCUUUGUCGGCCCGCGCGAAGCGCAGUGCGGCGGCGAAAAGGUCAACCCCCCGGGGGCACGACCACGAUGACUACGAAGACCAUUUGUUCCACCACGGGAGUUGUACCAGCGACGAGAGUAGUAAACAGGACCAUGACGCCCACGUUACGAAACAGCGGGAGGACGGGGAGCAGGAGGACAAACUGCACGCUUUAAUCCACCAAAGUUUGAUGACAUCGGCAAACUAUAAAGAUCUUCCGGGGCGGCGGACGCGGAAUAUUGAGGGCGGGAAUAAUGUGAACAUCAAAGCUGCUGGGUCCGUGAAGAGGAAAGGGACCGCUGAUCGCGAAGAUCAUUCGGGGUUCAAUAUCGAAGGCGAGCAUAUAGCCGCUUUUCAGUCGUCGUCACAAUCCGGUAGUAGCAGUAGCUCCAGUAGUUCCUGUUCGGGUAAUAACUAUGACUAUCUCGAACAGCAGGACGAAGAUCAAGAUUUGUCCAGUUUCCUGAUUCGGCCAAGUUUUUCGGGCAGCGAAAGUGGACAGCACGUGAUUACCGCAAGAGUUGCAUCAACUUUUUCAUCGGGACAAUCCUCGGCCAACAUGACUUUUAGAACAAACGACGGGCGGCCCACGACAGCAGCAGCGCCCGGUGCAGCUGCAGCACUACCUACAGCUUUCGGACCAGGAAGGAGUGACUUCUACAUUGGGACGCCGGAAAGACUUUUCGAGGAGUCAGACCAGUCUGUAGUGGAUGAGGUGGUGGAAGUAGUUUUGGACGAGGAGCCACAGUGUCGUGUGACAAGAACUUCUGACAAUCUUAGGAUACAACCAGCUUUUAUGUUCUCCCGUCGUACUAGUGCGGUAGAGGAACCAGGACCGGCGGCCGUCGACUACAAUUUCUAUUCCCGAAGAACUACAACAGACAAGAACCCGUUCCAUUUCUACGACGAGGAGACUUCUGAUGUCAACCUUCCCCCAAACCCCUCUGGGCCACACGCAGCUGCCGCCGCGGGUGUGUCGGAGCAAACGGAUGUAUCCGAAUACAACUUCCCAGUAGCAGCUACAACUACUGCUGCUGCACCACCAUCGUCCCAGCAUCGUCAGGGGAAUAUGACUCCCAACUUGAAAUCGGAUUUGAUCCUCCCGCCGCAAUCCGGCCACGAUCUGCGCUCCGCGCCGCAAAGUUACGACGCGUCCAUUCUGGCUUCCAACCGCGGAAUGCACGGAUUUAUUUUGUCGUCCACGGAGAACAGCCGUGCCGGCGGCGGCACGACGUACCCGGAGACCAUAGCGCCACCUGGCGGUGGUCCCCGUGCUGACGUACUAGGUGGAGAAGCAGGCGCUCCCGGGACCAUUGCGCCAGACAGCAGUAGUCACCGCGGAAUCAUAUCCGGUCUAGUGCAAAGUCAAAGGCAGGGCACGCAAGAUGUUGAAGUAGACCACGCCCAGCAACAGAGUCUUGCUCAUAUCGCUGCAGAGCAGGAUGGUAACGUCACCACCACAGGUGUCACGACUUCGCCUGACGGUCGUGCAGAUGGGGAGCAUCAAGAUCCCGGGGGUCCUCCAGGUGGAGACCACAGAACGACAGCCAGCAACAAACAGGAGAAGUACCGAAAAUCCCUUCUGAAACUUACCUGGUAUUCUCAGGUGAUCCUGUGGAUUUCCUGGGCCCUCCAGAUCGGUAUCCCGCUCCUUUUGUAUUUAGCCAUUCCGUUUCGCUCCUUCAUCGACCGCAACGGUAUGGACAUUGUCUUGUGCGAACAGGGGCUGACCCAGUUAUUUCACACGCCGAUUUUCGCCCGCGCGAAUUUGAACCACACCUUGGUGCUUGCCGAAAACCUCGGAUAUUUAAAACAAGCACAGGAGGAGAAAAACGAAAAAAUAGACGUCGAGAAUAAAUCCAACGCCCGCUUUGACCUCCUCGGAACGAACUCACUUUGGCUGCGGGACCUACCGGCGCGAGAGAAGUCGGCUCAGGAGGGUGUGUAUGAACUGCAAAAGUAUCGUACUAGUAGUAAUUGCAAUACAAAUUCGCUCAGCACGACAAAUUGAAUUUGUCAUGCUGAUUUGCCUUGGGAACCAGAUUUGUAAUGCAUGAAUGCGAUUACUACGAGUGCGAUACUUUUGCAUACGAUAGUGUGGAAGUUCCCGCGGUGGCGACCAAUCCCUUCUCCGCUUUGACGGUGCACGUCGAGGAGGCACAGAACAAUUGGUGCACGUACCACGGGAGCCGCUGGCUGGACGCGUUUGACAACAUCAAACUGGACUGCGCACUAACGCUCUCCGCAGUUUGUAUCACGGAGUUGUGCAUCCACGAUAGAACUACUUCUACAAGCUCGAAUAAAAUCGGUUCUACAACAAGUAGUGCAGCCUCAUCUUCAUCUAUGGAGAGAAAAAAGUUUGUCACAGUCACUAAGUUGCAGGUUUUGCAUUACAAAUUUUUUUAGCAUCACAACUUCUCCUUGUAUUGCAGAAACACUAGGGAAAUCCCUUAUGAAGUGUGGCUGUGAUGCAUUUUUACGCAUGAUAGACAAUUUUGUAUUGCAAAAAUGCCCAUGAGUGAUCGUGACGAACUUUUUUCUUUUGAUAUCAUCUCUCGAUGACCCGAUCGCACUGUUCGCGGACGCGGUCGGUGUGGAAAGAACCACGUCCUCGAUUCCCAUUCCGGCGGAGCUCACGACGGCGUAUGAGCAGUGUUUUGAGCAGACAAGCACGGGAUUGUCCGAGAUUUCGAAUUCCGCGGGGAAUCAGUGUCUGGACUACACGAACCCGGUGAUGUUUGAGGCGGCCAUGAACUACAUGCAGGUCUGCGUCGCGUUGGGCUACGCGGAAAAGGAAGAGGUGCAACUCGCGCAAGGCUAUUCAGAGGCUGGAAAGAGCCCGAACAUCACAAUCCACCUAAAUCCUAUACCCCCGGGGUCUACUCCGGCGCACAGAAGUGUGGAAGAAGAUUUAUCUCUCGCGCCAUCAACGGGAGAUACUUCUGGUCCGGUAGUACCGUCUACUCGGUACCACCGCGGUCUUCAUGGCAAGGGCGAAGAUCCCGUCGCAGGGGGGAAAGGAGCUGAUACUUCAACAGGUUCAUCGAGGAGAAACAACAUUUCGCCACAGGCCCCUCCUCCAACAAGCGCGCCGCUGCAGGAGAGUGCUGGUCUGCCCCCGUAUUUGAGUCCCCCGGCGGGGAAGGGUGGGUGGCUCGGCGACUUGACCGGGGGACGCGGUAUGGCGGUGCCGAAGGUGGUCUUGGGGGAGAAUCAUGAAGCUUCUGAGCAGGGUGAUAAAGCAUCUCCAGUAGAAGUUUCAGAGAAGCGUGCUACGAACAAGAACUCUGUCAGGAGCAGCACAAGAGGAUCUUCAUCAGGCGGCGAGAACGAUACUGAUGCGGUCUCGGGCAGCUCUGGUGUGGGUGUCGCGGAGGAAGCGGAUGUAGUGGUUGCGCCAGUGUUGGAGAACGAGUUGCUUUUAGCGCCUUCCCAUCAGGUAGCAGCAGGGCGGCCAAACGAAAAGACGACAAAAAACGUCGAAGAACCACUGGCGCAGCAAGCGCAGCUUGCACUUGCUGGCAAUGAUAAAGCGGAAGGAGAAAAAGCAGAAGACAAAAUAGACGACGCAGAAGCUCAAGCUCCUGCCACAGCAGCUUCUUCGCUGAGCAGGCACAGCAACCUGAAAAGUAAACGCACCUACCUCAGACACAGCAACAAUGCACGGCACAGGACAAAAAUCGAAGAGCCAGUAGAAGAUGUAGCAGUUCUACUUCCAACUUCCGUUCCAGAAGAAGUACAUCCAGCAGAUGCAGAGGGGGCGCAGGCUGGAACUACAGCUUUCCUGGAAAUAAAAGCACGUGACGCAGCUUCCAAUCGCACCCGCACGACCCACGGUGCCGACGCCGAUUCCCGUCCGGACCGGGAGAGUUCGGAGCAAGUCCAAUCUCUCGAUCUCAUCCCCACCUGGUUGCUUCCCCCGCACUUUGUCAGCAGAGGAACCAUUCGCCAGGCCACGUUGGCGUUCCGGGCGACAUUGGAAAAGGGGGACUUUCCAACGACCAGGAGCAAAGUCGAUAGACAGGCGGAGUCCAUCGUGUCGACGAUGAUGAAGUUCACGGAAGUUCCGGACAAAACGGUGCCAACAACGGAAGAAAUUGAACAGAUGGAAAUGAGUAUCCGGAAGAACGCGGAACUGAAGGCGGAUGAGUUGAUUCUCGCGGUUGAGAAGGAAGUGGAACGGGUGGACAGGUUGUUAAACGCGGAACAACACAACAACCCGGAGUCAUUGGUCCUUCCCCCCUCCGCACAAGAAUUGUACUCGCCCUUGGGCAGGAAGCUAAAGAGGACAACGGCGAAAAAAUUGUCGACGCCGAGUACUAUUGCAGCUACGGGAUCUUCAGUAGAAGAGGGUAGGACAACUACAGAGCUAGGAAAUGUGGUGGAAGAUAGUGAGGAUAGACUUCUUGGAUCUUCGUUGUCCUUGCAUAGUGCGCCAGAUGAACAGCCUAACGCGGGCGUAGCCGUAGCGGCUGCAGUUUCUCCACCUCCUGGUGGCGUAGCCGAUAGCAGUGUUGACGCAGGUGCUGGUUCCACGACCUCCUCCACGCGAAUGGAUGAAGAAGGAGCCACAUCACUUGGUGGUGGCACUACAGGACCUGCAUCGACUUCUCCGAGUUCUGCUCCUAAUGGAAAUGAAAACCCAGAAGAUGUUGCGGGUACUACUUCUAGCGAUCAAGACAAAAACCUUCUCCGGUGGAUUCGCGCCGUAAACAACCACCACGCGGGGCGACUUGAGGCGGAAGAACAGAACCAAAUUCUUUCCUCUUCCAAAUCUUUUCUCUCGAAGAGACAGGACUUCUCUGCGAGUCUUGGUUUUUUGGAACACCAACAGAACAGUGGAAAAAUCCAACAGACAAAGACAAGCAAAAGUCCAUCGCUGCCGGGUGAGAUAAAGGAGAAGCAGACACAGGAGCUGCAGAUGCACAGCAGAAGCAUCGUAAAGAUGAACCAUGAUCAGGAACAGAACGCAAAGCCUGCAGAACCUGUAACUGCCGACUCGUUGUCCUCUGGUGGACUACUGGGUUCUUCAGCUGAAAACAGUGUUUCGACUGACCACCCGCUCCAACAAGGGCUCCCGGUCCAGUCGUCAUCCUCCCGAGGAGGACCACAGCAAAACAAAACCUCACUACUUCACGAUGCUGAUACGCCCUUCGUUGGCCUACCCGCCCCGAGCCCGAAUGUUGUUGUGUUUUUCAAGGACGAAGGAACAGCAAGCGGUACUAGUUCAAGCCCUGGAAGAACAAGCAUGGAAAAUAAGGAAACAACAAUAUCAACAACUAAUCCAGCAGGAGACCACCUGCCUACGCCUCUACCUCUAGCGAAAGAGGAGGGCAACAAGGUGGGUCACUAUGUGAGUCAAAAUUCUGGCAAAAAUGAAAAUCAACGCGAAGAUCACUCAACUUUGCACGGCGACACGACUGCAGGAGGUAGAUCAAAUGUAAAUCCGACGAAGAACACCAACCACGUUCUACUUCCCUCUUCGUCCGCAACUGGUGAACUGCAAGAAGAUGGCGCAGCAGCUUCAUCUAGCAACACGACGGAUCUUCACGAUCCACAGUUUUUAACCCUGGAAGAAAAGCUGGCCGCGUACGCGGAAUUUGCGCAACGGGAGAGAGAGCAGGCGAUUCGGAAUUUGGAGGAGGACUUCCACAGUGCCCAGAAAGAUAUCCGGCGGAUGAAGUCUGCGGCCCUUUGGUCCCUAGCCCAGACCGAAACCGCGAUCACGUCUUCGCUCAGCCUGGCGGUGGCCGGGACCACGUUCCUCUCCUUGCUGCCCAUCGCUGUCCCAUUGGCGAACGGUUUCGCGGAGGCGUUGCUGAACCAAAAAGCGCUCUUCCCAGGGUCGCAGCACGGGGGAUAUGUGUUGAUGCUGUGUGUUUUAAUACUAACCAUCACCCUCUACGGCUGCGCCCUCGCUUUGGUCCAGCAGGCCACGAUGGGGGGAGAUUGGGUGCUGACGCUGAUUUUGUUACUGAUUCUGUCCUGGAUCGGCGCGACGUUUGCGACAGCAGGCAGGUUCUUGAAGACGAUGCGCUCUGAUAAAAAGGGCGACGACCAAGAGAGCAGAUGGCAGGGGUACAAAGUCGUUUGGGUAGAAUACCUCGUGCAGACGCUCAUUCUAAUCGCGCUGAUCGCGUUUUCCUUGUACUACAUCAAGCGAACAAUGGAAGAUCGGCUAGACCUCUCUGCGAUCCUCGCUAACCUGACCGUCCAGCACUUUUUCUCGCUGACUUGCGAUUUUAUAGUGAAGAAGACGCAAACGGCGGUCGCGAUGACAGACAUGAUGGUCUACGCGUACUGCAAGACCGAAAUGUGGGAAAUGUUUUAUUCCACAGCCGCGUCCGAGAAAACGGCGCGGAGACUGUGGAAGAAGGAAGUGCGCGAAAUCGGGGCGUUGAUGAACGUUUCCCUGCCAGACCACGUUCGGAAGGGGAUCAACGAGAGCAACAAAGGAAAAGGUAGCAGAGGAGAGGACGGACUCUCGAAGAACGGAAGUAAGCAAGGUGAGGACUCCACCGCCCGCUCUAGUGCUGCUGCACGAGCAGGCACCGGGUCUGUAACAGACGCGGGGCAGACGCAGAUGAAGGGUGAUCGGUUGAGUGUUUCGGGGUUCGAGAACUUUCUUGCAAUCUCUAGUAGCCAAGGUGGUGAUGGGGAAAAUAUGACGAUUGGCGCCGAAAAGAUGUUAAAGCGAGGGACGAAUGAAAGCAGCGCGGCGACCGCGAGCACCGACGCGUCGAUCGAUAUCGCUGGUGUGCGGAAAAACCAAAAGAGGAAAAAUGGUUACCCAAAUAGCAAAGCCAGUGUGGAUAAUUACGACGGAACGCACGUGGCUGCUGACAUCAGCCACAUGGCGAGUAUUGCGGAAAAUGUUGCGAGAAAACAACAACACGAUCGGGGUAGUUUUUACGACGAGGACGUGGUUUUGAAUGUCAACGCUUUAUCCGCGCGCGGCGACCAUCAGCAGACGUUGGCCAUUAAGCAGUUGAAAAAGCAGAACACGCGGGAUAAAGUUUUGAAAAUACAAGAACCGUCGUCGGAGCGGCCGGAGAACGAUCGUGCUGGUGGGGAUCCUUAAUUGAUAGGCUUUGAAUCUACUUUUAAGGAGACUCGCUGUCCGCUCAUGAUCAACCAUUUUCUAUUUUCCCAGUUUCGCAAUAUUUUCCACCAACAGUUCCAGUUUUUAAGUAAAGUUUUUUCAAUGUACUGUUUGUGGAGGCCGAGGCUGCAAAUAUCUUUAUUUCACUAGCAAGCUUUUCUUUUGAUCUCUUCAUCUCCCGUUUCCCCAUUCUAUCCCUCUCAAGAAUUAAAGCAGCUUCUUCUAGUAGAAGACCACGCUAUAGAAGUGUUAGUGUUUUGUCGUACCCGUAAUAUUUCAGCGCUCGUCGUUCAGGACCCGUUGCGGUUCUGACAGCGGAGAAGGAGAAGGCUAGCUGCCAACAGGCAACAAGGGACAGAUCGAUUCCAGCAGAUUGCUUUCCCACCCAAAU
Messenger RNA from Amoebophrya sp. A120, 8653 nucleotides. The record is from the annotation of a GenBank genome assembly. Lineage: Eukaryota; Dinophyceae; Syndiniales; Amoebophryaceae.